AUGGGGGUGGGGUAUCUGCACGUGGUGGAGUCGAGAGUGGUGAAUACUGUGGACGUUGAGAAGAAGGAGGGCAUCGAGUUUGCGCUGGAGGCGUGGGGCAAGGACAAGCCGGUGCUGGUGGCUGGCGGGUUCAAUGCGGAGUCGACGAAGAGGGCGGUGGAUGAGGAGUACAAGGAUUGGAAUGUCGGUGUUGUGUUCGGCAGGUACUUCCUGUCGACGCCGGAUCUGGUGUACAGGUUGCAGAACGGGCUUGAGCCGAACCCGUACGAUCGGUCGACCUUCUACACGCCGAUGCAAGAGAAAGGCUACUUGGACUACCCAUUUAGCGAGGAGUUCGAGAAGUCCAAGGUUGGGGCUUGA
This is a messenger RNA of Diplodia corticola, 360 nucleotides long. Its product is annotated as nadh:flavin oxidoreductase nadh oxidase family protein. The transcript has a single exon. The record is from RefSeq and is a predicted model, not a curated record. Gene Ontology annotation, molecular function: NADPH dehydrogenase activity; FMN binding. The coding region runs from base 1 to 360 and encodes 119 amino acids. Lineage: Eukaryota; Fungi; Ascomycota; Dothideomycetes; Botryosphaeriales; Botryosphaeriaceae.